AUGUUUCCCAGCAGCGGUCAGCGGUCAGCCGUGCCAGCAGACUGCAGCCAGACCAUGGACAGUGGCCAGCGUGGCAACAGCAACACACAGCGGGGCAACGGACAGCAGGGGGGCGGGCAGCAGACAGCAGGGCAGGCGACGGACAGCAGGGCGGGCGACGGACAGCAGGGCAGCGGACACCAGGGCAGCGGACACCAGGGCAGCGGACACCAGGGCAGCCAGCAGGGCAACGGACAGCGGGCAGGCGGCGGCAACGGGCCAACCCCAGCUGGCCGGGCCGGGGCGCAAAAAGUUGGAUCUGUCCGUUGGGCACUUUUCCAGUCCUCCACAUCCCGUCCGCCGCCCAGCCAAUUUCCUGCCAAUUUUGACGCGUCCGUCGCCCCCCGUCCGCUGCCCCAGCCAAGGAAAAUUUGGAUCCGUCGCCGCACUGGACCGGUGUCUUUGGACCUGUCCGUUGGACCCGACGGACAGGGACGCCAACCUGAUUUUGGCGGGACGGACGCGUCUGCCGCCGCCCGCGUACGCACCGCCGCCUAG
Moesziomyces antarcticus is the source of this 537-nucleotide messenger RNA. RefSeq lists its product as uncharacterized. Bases 1 to 537 code for a protein of 178 amino acids. The record is from RefSeq and is a predicted model, not a curated record. NCBI's taxonomy places the organism in Eukaryota, Fungi, Basidiomycota, Ustilaginomycetes, Ustilaginales, Ustilaginaceae. The transcript has a single exon.